Messenger RNA from Hemibagrus wyckioides, 3101 nucleotides. RefSeq names its product cyclin F (gene ccnf). Gene Ontology annotation, molecular function: protein binding; cyclin-dependent protein serine/threonine kinase regulator activity. NCBI's taxonomy places the organism in Eukaryota, Metazoa, Chordata, Actinopteri, Siluriformes, Bagridae. The transcript has 17 exons. Gene Ontology annotation, biological process: mitotic cell cycle phase transition; regulation of cyclin-dependent protein serine/threonine kinase activity. Bases 199 to 2511 code for a protein of 770 amino acids. Gene Ontology annotation, cellular component: cyclin-dependent protein kinase holoenzyme complex; nucleus; cytoplasm. The record is from RefSeq and is a predicted model, not a curated record.
UUUAGGGGAGGAUCCAUAAUUCAAGCUGUGUGUGUGUGUGGUUAAAGCAGUCUCUAACACUUAACUCUUCUGCAAGCUAACAGCUUCCAACAAUUAACAGGAGAAAAUAAGUAAUAAUAAUUAAUUAAACUAACCAGUUUGUGUAUUUAUUAACUUCAGGGAGUGUUGUCUGUGGCAGCGGAACGAGCUUGUCUUGAAAUGAAAGCGGGCGUGCUACACUGUCGAUGCCAUAAAUGUUCUCUGCCUGCGAGGAAGCGGGUCCGAAAGCAGGUCUCCUCUCUGGGCCUCCUGUCUUUACCUGAAGAGGUGCUGCUUUGUGUCCUCCAGUGUCUCUCUGCUGAAGACCUGCUCUCCGUCAGAGCCGUGCACUCCAAUCUUCGUAAUAUCAUUGAUAACAACUCGAGUGUUUGGGCACGGGUCAGCUUUAAGGACCGCUGGCCAGCUCCGGACACUGUAUGGCUGUUUGAGAGGGCUGCAGAGAAAGGAAAUUUUGAGGCUGCAGUAAAACUAGGAAUUGCGUAUUUGUACAACGAAGGACCAUCACUCGGCGAUGAGGGUCGGGCUGAUCUCUGUGGCAGGAUGGCUGCCAAAUACUUCACCCUGGCUGAGCGUGUGCGCUCACCACUGGCCGAUCCCUUCAUCUGGCUCUUUAUUCGGCCACCAUGGUCUCCCUCGGGAAGCUGCUGCAAGGCUGUGGUGUAUGAACACCUCAAAGCAGAGUGUGAGAGCAACUUGGAGAGAAAAGGAGCACUACUUCAUUGCCUGGCUCGAGUCCUUGAGCUAUCUGAUGAUGAGGAGACCCGGUCAUCAGCUCUUGCCAUGUUGGAAAAGUCAUCGUGCUGCGGCAGUGUGCAGAGCUCCUACCUCCUGUGGGAAAAAAAUCGCCAUACGGCUAUGGCUGACCCUGGACGGUAUCUGGAGUGUGUGCGUGCUCUCCGGGACUAUGCUGCCAAGGGCUACUGGGAAGCACAGUUGUCUUUAGCAAAGUCAUGUGCCAGUGGCAAUCCUCUGGGUUUGGGGCCUCAGGCCUGUGCUGACCUCGUGGCUCAACUCUUUGUUUCCUGUCCAUCACCUCCACGACGGUCUGACAGCCCACACAAAGAAGGCAUCAAUGACACUAUGAGGUACAUCCUGGUCGACUGGCUGGUGGAAGUAGCCACCAUGAAGGAAUUCUCCAGCCUGGCUUUGCAUGUGACUGUAAGUUGUGUGGACCGCUACCUGGCCCGACGCUCUGUGCCCAAGGCUAGGUUACAGCUUCUGGGUAUUGCCUGCAUGGUCAUAUGCACACGGUAUAUUAGUAAAGAAAUUCUGACCAUUCGAGAGGCUGUGUGGCUCACUGACAACACAUAUCAGUAUGAGGACUUGGUCAGGAUGAUGGGGGAGGUCAUCUCUGUGCUGGAGGGGAAGAUCCGAACUCCCACUCUGCUGGACUAUGGUGAGGUACUGCAGUCACUACUGCCCAUGCAUCGCCGCUCUGCUCAUCUCUUCAGCUACAUCUGUGAACUGUCUCUGCUCUUCUCCCCCCUCAUGAUGCCUGGUCCUGCUCGCCUCGCCAGCGCCAUCCUGCUGCUUACCAGAGCACUGCACAACUACGCUCCUGUAUGGCCGAAACAGCUUGUGGAGAGCACAGGCUUUACUAAACAGGACCUGGUGCCCUGUGCUCUGCUCAUCUAUAUCAAGUGCUUCAGCCAGGAUGUGCCAAAAGAUUACAGACAAGUGUCCUUAACCGGUGUUAAGCAGAGGUUUGAAAGUGACUCCUACCAACAUAUAAGCAAGGACACAGUAAUGGACUUUAAGGAACUGUGCCAGGUGCUGGAGGUUCCAGAGGUGGAGCCUAAAAUUGAGCAUCCUAGUGCUAACAACCAAUCUGCAGACAUCCACACUUUCCUGGCUUCUCCAUCCAGUAACAGCAAGAGGCGAGAGAAUAGCAUGCAUACCAAUCGAGGCAGCUUUGUGGCCACACCCACAGCUGAGCUGUCUAAUCAAGAGGAAACCCUUGUGGGUGACAUCCUAGACUGGAGCCUUGAUGCUUCUUGCUCAGGAUAUGAGGGAGAUCAGGACAGUGAUGGAGAGAAGGAGUGUGAAGUUUCAGUCUUCUCAGUUCAGCUACCACUGUGCGUGCAGUCUGCUGAUGUACGGCUGCACUGCAGUGCUCUCUCUAGCGAUGAAGAAAACAUGGGUGAGCCUGCUGCCUCCUGCUCUUCCUUUUCUUCCAAACGGCCACUCCGCAUCAACCUCCAUAGCUCUGGAUACUCUUCUGUCCAGAGCAGCAGUCCCUCCACUGUCUCUUCUUCUUCCCUGGUCCCUUGCCAUCUUUCCCCAGUAAGCCUGGCACCAGCGUCAUUGCCUGCCUCACCCGGCUUCCGUCUGCUAGUGCCCAUGCAGAGACCCUGUGGUUCCACCCAUCGGCAGGUAAAGAGGAAGAACACGGCGGCCCACAGUGGUGGAGAGAUGGAGAUGGAAAGGGAAGAUGAGCUCUCUGCUGAUGAACAGGCUUUCCUUAGCUUGUGAUGGAACAGUUGGCUCCCACAGCCGUGUUUGAGAGUACGGGUGCCACUUCUAAACUUUGUGCCUCUGAGAAGCAAUCAAAUGGCAGCUUUUCAAAUCUUGUCCACUGUGAGCUUUAAAGGAAUGUCCAACAUUUACAUUGCUAACAAUCAAUAAGAGGUCAUUGGGAACCAGUUAGCAUUAUGUAAAUAAACGUUUGCUAACUGGCCUUACCAGUUUUUAUUCAUUGUUAGCGUUUAUAUAUUUGGAUAAGUGUCCCAUUAUGACAAAGGGAAAGUGAGGAAGAACAACACUGAUCCUGCUCAGAUCCUGUCUGCUUCACCGUGUGUUACAUUAUGUGUAGAAGACUUUGGGAACACUUCCUCUACAAGGUCACUUGCUGAAUCAUUUUGCAACAAUUAAACCACUGGAAUUCUUGAAAACAAGGUCUACUUGUGAACCUGUGUGCCUUGGUGAGACCUGAGCCAAAUGAAGAGACUAUUACAGCAACCUCACAUUUCAUCCACCAUAAAAAAUAAAAACUCUCUCAGAAUUUACAUUCGUAUGGUUGUGUGUGUGUAUGUGUUUAUAUAUAUAUAUAUAUAUAUAUAUAA